Molecule: messenger RNA, 1340 nt
Organism: Lemur catta (Ring-tailed lemur)
Lineage: Eukaryota; Metazoa; Chordata; Mammalia; Primates; Lemuridae
Gene: GINS4
Product: GINS complex subunit 4
Exons: 8
Coding region: 127-798 (223 amino acids)
Biological process (GO): double-strand break repair via break-induced replication; DNA-templated DNA replication
Cellular component (GO): GINS complex
Source: RefSeq, a predicted model, not a curated record
CGCGUAGUUCCGCUGCUCUCGUUCUUUGGGAGCUCCCGCGGGGAGCUCGGCGGCUUCCCGUCCUCGCGCUGCCCCUCCGGAGUGUCGCUCUGCCCGCCCGGGCCCGAGUUUCUGGUUUCAGGGAAGAUGACAGAGGAACUGGAUCUCAUGGGACAGGACUCUGAUGCGGGGAGUGAGGAGGUGGUCCUAACUCCUGCAGAGCUCAUUGAAAGGCUGGAGCAGGCCUGGAUGAAUGAAAAGUUUGCCCCGGAGCUGCUGGAGAGCAAGUCUGAGAUUGUAGAAUGCGUCAUGGAACAGCUAGAGCAUAUGGAAGAAAAUCUCAGAAGAGUUAAAAAGGAGGAUCUGAAGGUCAGCAUCCAUCGGAUGGAGAUGGAGAGGAUCCGCUAUGUCCUCAGCAGCUACUUGCGGUGUAGACUCACGAAGAUAGAGAAGUUUUUCCCUCAUAUCCUUGAGAAGGAGAAAACACGCCCUGAGGGGGAACCUGCCAGCCUCUCUCCAGAAGAGUUUGCCUUCGCCAAAGAGUACAUGGCUAACACGGAGAGCUACCUUAAAAAUGUUGCCUUAAAGCAUAUGCCCCCUAACUUACAGAAGGUGGACCUCCUGAGGUCAGUUCCCAAACCAGAUCUAGAUUCCUAUGUGUUUCUGAGAGUCAGAGAACGACAAGAAAACAUACUGGUAGAACCAGAAACAGAUGAGCAGAGGGACUAUGUGAUUGACCUGGAGGAGGGCUCGCAGCACUUGAUCCGAUACAAAACCAUUGCACCUCUGGUUGCCUCUGGAGCUGUACAGCUAAUUUGAAACUAAAAGUAGACAGGAAUGAAGACACGGAAGCUUAGGGAAAAUAUUGGAAACCCCUCGAAUCAUUUUGUGCCUGAGGACAAUAAGGAAGUAGCUCUCCUGGCAUCACACUUUUCUUGACAGUGCUGUGGAUGACUCGGGCAUUGACAAGGAGCUUGAGGCAGGGUCCUCCUUCCUGCCGCGGUGGCCGGCAUGUGUUGUGCGCACUACGCAAAUACACGGAGACUCGCACUCUGUGCACCUUUUCCCUUCAUGGUACUCACCGAGCUAAGGAAGGUAAAGGUGGUUCAUAAAAGGCCUCACUGCCUGUGAUCAGGGCACUGUAUUUAGCCCUAACCGGGUAAUAGUGGGAGAGUUCAGUUAACCUUUUUGAUAGGAAGAUUGUAAAUAGAUUAAAGAAAACAUCUGUGGCCUUCGUCUGUAAUACAUCAUUAGAUUGUGUGAACUAACCUUUGGGAUCCUCUAAUAUUGGACUUAAAACCAAUUUCUGUCAUGCUUAACCGAAAAUCACAACUAAACCAAUAAACCAUUAUUAAAUUGGG